Messenger RNA from Gambusia affinis (western mosquitofish), 2783 nucleotides. Its product is annotated as protein SOGA3. The record is from RefSeq and is a predicted model, not a curated record. Gene Ontology annotation, biological process: regulation of autophagy. Lineage: Eukaryota; Metazoa; Chordata; Actinopteri; Cyprinodontiformes; Poeciliidae. The transcript has 10 exons. Bases 503 to 2644 code for a protein of 713 amino acids.
UUCUUUAUUUGUGUAAAUAUUCUUGGCCUUUCCCCUCUCCAGCUUCCACCCAGAAUCUCAUUAAGCUGAAAGUCCUGCAGUUGGGGAAAAUGUCAGAACUCUGUGCAUUCAACGUCAGCGCGCAUCUCACAACAACAGUCCGCCGGUUUGGAGCAGUGAACACUCGCGUCCAAUCAGGAUGGGACAGACAUGGAGGACAGCAGGACCCGUAAUGUCCCGUCGCUCCUUCCAAUGAGAGCAGCCGACCUCUUAGUGAUGAUGUAAUGUCAUGAAUAUUGAAACAGGUUGGCUGGAGCUCGGGAGGCGCUUCAGUCAGCAUCUCCUCUCUCCUCUCCAUCUCCACUAUCUGCCCGAGAUUCGAUGAAGCGGAACAGAAAAGGGCAAGACGAAGAAACUUGGGAGACAUUGGUGGACCUGUAGAGCGAUCUCUACAGAUUCUGAUUAAUCUGGACACAGAUGGAGAGGGUGGAUCCUCCUGAGAAUGAACUGAUCCUCUGACACCAUGAUGAACCCAUCCUCUGCCGACUCCUGUCGGCAGCCAGACAAUAGCAGCCGGAAGCAGGCGCGUUCGUCGUCUCCGGCCGGUGUCAAGGAAACUGGAUCUAAAACUGCGCAGAAGGGCAGCGGCUCGGCUAAGCCCGUCACACCAAAGCAAGCGGCAGCAGGUGGAGCAGGAGGGGGAGGAGGAGGAGGAGGCAGAGGUAGUCGAGGUCAUUCUCCCGUUUCCACAGGCAGGGAGCGGCAGGCCGGAAGCGCUCCUCCCAGCAGAGGCGCGGCCGCUGUCCAGUCUGCUAGUGCUGAAAGCCCGACACCGAGCAGGCCCGCGGCGGCGCAGGCUACCGAAGACUCCGCCCGCCCCACCGCCGUCGCCGGCGACGCCUCCUCGCCCUCCAGAGCCGAUUCGAGCCGCGUUGUCUCCGACCAGCCAUGCGCAUCCAAGUCCCCAAAACUGAGGAGCAAAAUCCCGAGAGGCGCAGAGUCCGCCUCAGCUGGAGGCGGCGGCAGCAGCAGCAGCAGCAGCAAUAAGAAGAGCUCUAAAAGCACUGUGGGAUGCGGACCCGGUUUCUGGAAGGAGGGAUGCUUGCAGUCCGAACUGAUACAGUUUCACUUGAAUAAAAGCCUGGGGAAGAAAGGAGCCAAGAUGCAGGCGAAGUCCGUGUCUCCACCAGCGUUGGAGCCUGAGCCGGAGCUGUCCCCGGAGCCCGCCGCUCCACAGCCGGCUGCACAGCCCGAUGAGAGGCUGCAAGAAGAAAUCGAGAGGCUGGAGGACGAAAAUGAAGAUUUAAAGACUGAGAUUGAGGAGAUGCGGGCAGAGAUGGAUGAGAUGCGCGACACUUUCUACGAAGAGGACGCCUGUCAGCUGCAGGACAUGCGCAGAGAGUUGGAGAGGGCCAACAAAAACUGUCGCAUCCUCCAAUACCGGCUGAAGAAGGCCGAGAGGAAGAGGCUGAGGUUCAAUGAAGGCGGCCAAGUGGAUGGAGAGCUCCUCAGAAGUCUGGAGCAAGACCUGAAGGUGGCAAAGGAUGUGUCAGUGCGUCUGCACCACGAACUGGAGAACGUCGAGGAGAAGAGGACAAGGACGGAGGAGGAGAACGAGAAGCUGAGGCAGCAGCUGAUAGAAGUGGAGGUCACCAAACAGGCCCUGCAAAAUGAGCUGGAGAAAGCCAAAGAGCUCUCCCUGAAAAGAAAAGGAAGUAAGGACGGACAGAGAACUGAGAAAAAGAUGCCGCAGACGCCCGUUGAGGAAGAAAAUGAGGACCUGAGGUGCCAGCUAGCUUUUAUCAAGGAGGAAGCCAUCUUAAUGAGAAAAAAGAUGGCGAAGAUUGACAAAGAGAAGGAUCGUCUGGAGCAGGAGCUGCAGAAGUACCGCUCCUUCUACGGGGACGUGGACAGCCCGCUGUCCAAAGGCGAGGCCGGGGGGCCUCCCACCACCCGGGAGUCCGAGCUGAAGCUCCGCUUACGCCUGGUGGAGGAAGAGGCAAACAUCCUGGGGAGGAAGAUUGUGGAGCUGGAGGUGGAGAACAGAGGACUGAAGGCUGAACUGGAUGACAUGAGAGAGGACAGUCUGGCAGCAGCAGGAGGAAAUGGCACUGGCGGCGGUGGCCAGCAGAGCAGGGAGCAAGGCGAGGCUUUGUCUGAACUAAGGCAGCAGCUGCAGCUGGUGGAGGACGAGGCAGAACUCCUCCGCAGGAACUUAGCUGAUGUAGAAGAAGAAAACAAAAAGGUAACAAAUGAGCUCAAUAAACUCAAAUACAAGGCUGGGUCCCAUGAGGCCGGAUCAAGACAUGGAGGAGGUGGGGGUGAUCAGGCUAAACUGGAGGCGCUCCAGGAGGAGCUGAAAGCGGCACGCCUGCAGAUCAAUGAACUGAGCGGCAAAGUCAUGCAGCUCCAGUACGAAAACCGCGUGCUGCUCUCCAACAUGCAGCGCUACGACCUGGCCUCCCACCUGGGCAUCCGCGGCAGCCCUCGGGACAGCGACGCGGAGAGCGACGGGGGCCGGGACGACGACACCCCGUCGACCUCCGCCGCUUCCCCUCGCCUCCUCCCGCCGCACCGCAAGCGCGAGGGCCCCAUCGGCGGAGAGAGCGACUCCGACGAGAUAGCCGUUUUUUAUCCAGAAGCCUGCGGGACCGGCAGCAGAUGAUAGACAUCCGCAUCGAGGCCGAGAGGCUGGGCCGGACCAUCGACAGGCUCAUCGCUGACACCAGCACUAUCAUUGCCGAAGCCCGAGUGUACGUAACUAACGGGGAGCUGUUUGCCAGGCUGGAUGAGGAUGAAGAAGG